AUGGGGAAUCAAGAUGGGAAGCUGAAGAAAAAUACAGGUGAUGUGCAUGAAGGAGGAGAGGAUGCUUCUGGGCCCAGGGAUACAGAUGGCACAAAGAAGGUAUCAGGAAGCAGAAGGGGACUGGGGAAGCAUGUAAAAGGAAGUGAAUCUGGUAAGAAGAAGGGUAAGUCGGACUCCAGGGCUUCGGUGUUUUCAAACCUGAGGAUCAGAAAAAAUCUGUCUAAGGCUAAAGAUGGGAAUAGUAGUUCACGGGAGGAUGUUUUGGAAAGCCAGGCCUUGCAGGCUGGAGAGCUGGACAGUACUCAUUCAAUCAUUACCAAAACUCCAGAUAUAAGCAUCUCUGCAGAUGAAGGGGGUCUCUCAGACACAGAUGUUGAACAUUUUGAAAUCAGAAAUGAAACUGUCCCAGCUGCUGUGGAGACACAGGAUGGACAAAGGACCAGCUCUGGCUCUGAUACAGAUAUAUACAGUUUCCAUUCAGCCACAGAACAAGAGGAUUUGCUUUCUGAUAUCCAGCAAGCUAUUAGACUGCAGCAGCAGCAGCAGCAGGGGGCAAUUAACAUUGGAACUGAGGACCUUGUCACCAAAACAAUGGGUCAACACAUGGCAAAUUCAAAAGCAGCCCCCUUAGAUUUUGAACGCUUUUUUUCAAUAACUACUACUGACAAAGAGAGGAGCCCAGACACUGAGGGGGAUUUUCCAGCGAUAUCUGAAAUUGCCGAAAACAUUCCCAUCUCCUGUGCAACUGAAUGUGAACUAAAAGAAGUGGUAAAUGGCACAGCCUUUCCUGGUAACGGUUUAAUUGAAACACAAGAACGUAAGCUAUUGAUUGAAGAACAGGAAAAGCUUAUUGCUGGAGUGGAUGCUGUAGCUAGUGACAUAGAAGAUUUAAAUAGAACUGCAGUAGAAAAUGAAUCUCAGACAUACGUCUCCACACAACCUUUCCUAACCUCAGUAGCAGAUGCUGAGGCUAAAAUUGCUGAAGUGCAGGCUGUUGAUUUCCAGGGCUCAGUAACAGAGGAUGGUAUUUCAGAUGCAAGGUGCAGACAUGCUGCUGAGACUCAGGAAGGAAAAGUGUCAGCCAGUCAAGAGGACCUGUAUAACGGUUUAUCCACGGAAAUAAAAAAUAGCAUUUUGUCCUCUGAGGGGACAGCAAACAGUCCAACAUUUGGUUCCCGAUGCUUUAAGCCUUAUCUAAUUAAUCCUUGUUACAUCAAAACCACAACUAGGCAACUGAGUUCUCCCAACCAUUCACCUUCUCCUUCUCCGUCCCAGAGCCCACUUUUUACAAGGAGGCAGGAGUCCUUCCACAAAAAAGUUUCAAUCAAGAAGCAGAGGUCUGCUAGUUUGGCUGGUUUAUUUAGCCGUUCUGCAGACUGGACAGAAGAGGUAUCUAAUCACACAUGUGAAAUAACACAGAAAGCGGGCUCUGCAGACUACUUGGAGCACAAGAGAUUUGGAGAGAAAUUUCAAACAGAAAGAGUGCCUUUGACUCAUUCAAGGAAGUCCUCAGGGGUGCAGGCUUCUACAGAGACAUUUCCCAAUGUCUUUUCAGGACGAACUCUGCUGGAAAAGCUCUUCAGCCAGCAAGAAAACGCACCACAAGAAGAAGCAGAAAAACUAUGUUCUCGCAUUAUUGCAAUGGGUCUUUUGCUUCCAUUUACUGACUGCUUCAGAGAACCAUGUAAUCAAAGUGCCCAGAAAAGCACACCAACAUUUGAUCAAGACCAGCUUUAUACUUGGGCUGCAGUUAGCCAACCUACACAUUCAUCAGAUUACAUUGAAGGAAGCUUUCCAAGGAGAAUUCCAUCUGUGUGGCGCCCACCCAAAACUCCAGAUGAAGAACAAGGACCCAAAGUUACUGAAGAAGAGUUGAAAUCUACUGUCCCAGAAACAGAGAAACAAUGCAUAGAAGGUGUUCAGCAGGCACAGGGUGAUUUAGGGGUGAAAUUUGAGGAGCGUGUCAGUGUCAUCCAACAACUUGAGCAAACUAUUGAGGAUCUCAGGACCAAAAUUGCAGAGCUAGAAAAACAGUUCCCCACUGCAGAGGUACAGACUGCUGGGAAGGUGCAGGAAAAUGAGCGCACACACACAAUCUGCAGGGAACUUGGUAGCGUGACUCAUCAAGCCAACAAAGAGGAGAGUGUACCCAGGACUGUGUCACAAGCAAGAUCUGUACAAACGUCACCAACAGAGGACUACUUCACACACACAAUGCCUUCAGCCAAUGCACUGCCACAGCCACCCCCACCACCAGAAGGCAAAAGUGAAGGGCCAAGUCAGAAAUUACCAGAUCUAGAACUGCAACCUACGUUUUGUUCUGAAAUCUCCCUAAUUUUGUCACCGAAGCUAAUCUCAGUGCCACUGGAUGCAAGCCAAUCAGUUCAGAGUACACCCCAUUCACCUCUCCAGGGACCCAAAGUUAAUUUGUCCCUUGCAUUUGAAGGAGAGAAUGAAAUGCCAGCUUCCUGUCAGCCUCUAAGUACUGUAGAUGUGACUUGUAGUGGGCAACCCCAUUCUUUGCCCCCAGAGCCCACAUGUAGCAUUCCCCCAUCACUACCAGUCACUGAAACAGCUGCUCCCCUGUCUAGAGCACAUGGUCCUUCCCUUGCCACUCCCAUGUCCAUGGCAGGAGUACCACUCCCACCACCCCUGCCUGGCUCAGGACUCCCUCCUUCUGGCUCAGUAGUGCCACACUUGGACCACUCUUUGCCAGGCAUCAUGAUGCCACCAGCCCCUCCUACUCCUCCACCUUUGCCAAGUGGAGAGAUAAUGAUGUUGCCUCCAGCCCCACCCCCACCCCCACCUCUACCAUCAGCUUUUCCAGGGGCAGGAGUCUCAUCCUCUCUGCCCAGUUGGGGCAUCCCGCCUCCACCACCACCACCACCGCCUGGUGGUGUCCCCCCGCCACCUCCUCCACCACCUCUGCCUGGUGCAGGUGUCCCUCCCCCGCCUCCUCCACCACCUCUGCCUGGUGCAGGUGUCCCUCCCCCGCCUCCUCCACCACCUCUGCCCGGUGCAGGUGUCCCUCCCCCGCCUCCUCCACCACCUCUGCCCGGUGCAGGUGUCCCUCCCCCGCCUCCUCCACCACCUCUGCCCGGUGCAGGUGUCCCUCCCCCGCCUCCUCCACCACCUCUGCCUGGUGCAGGUGUCCCUCCACCACCUCCUCCACCACCUCUGCCUGGUGCAGGUGUCCCUCCACCACCCCCUCCUUUGCCUGGGUUGGGGAUGGCACCUCCACCCCCACCACCUUUGCCUGGACAAGCACCACCCCUUCCAACAGCAGCCCUGGGGAGCACCUACCCAGCAGUCUCACAGGGCUGUGGGUUUCUUCCUCCUCUGCUACCAUCUGGUUUAUUUGCAAUGGGGAUGAGUCAGGAGAAAGGAAGCAGGAAGCAUGUGAUAGAGCCUUCUCGGCCAAUGAAGCCUCUUUACUGGACAAGAAUUCAGCUCCACAGUAAAAGAGAUUCCAGUGCUUCACUUGUGUGGGAAAAAAUUGAAGAGCCUUCCAUAGAUUAUCAUGAGUUUGAAGAACUGUUUUCUAAAACCGCUGUUAAAGAGAGGAAGAAACCCAUUUCGGACACCAUUACCAAAACAAAAACUAAACAAGUUGUAAAGUUGUUAAGUAACAAAAGAUCUCAAGCUGUUGGAAUAUUAAUGUCUAGCCUUCAUUUAGACAUGAGGGACAUUCAGCAUGCUGUUGUGAACCUGGACAACUCUGUGGUUGACCUAGAGACCCUUCAAGCCCUGUAUGAGAACAGAGCACAAUCAGAUGAGUUAGAAAAAAUUGAAAAGCAUAGCAAGGCAUCAAGGGAAAAGGAAAAUGCCAAAUCUUUGGAUAAGCCUGAACAGUUCCUCUAUGAACUCUCACUAAUUCCGAACUUUUCAGAACGUGUGUUUUGCAUCCUGUUCCAAUCAACAUUUUCGGAAAGUAUUUGUUCAGUCCAUCGCAAACUUGAAUUGUUGCAGAAACUAUGUGAGACCUUGAAAAAUGGAUCAGGAGUUAUGCGGGUCCUGGGUUUGGUUCUUGCCUUUGGAAAUUACAUGAAUGGUGGAAACAGGACACGAGGGCAGGCUGAUGGAUUUGGACUAGAUAUCCUGCCAAAACUGAAAGAUGUCAAGAGCAGUGAUAACAGCAGAAGUCUUCUUUCUUACAUUGUCUCAUACUAUUUACGUAAUUUUGAUGAGGAUGCUGGAAAAGAACAAUGCAUCUUUCCUCUUCCAGACCCACAAGAUCUCUUCCAGGCUUCACAAAUGAAGUUCGAAGACUUUCAAAAAGAUCUCCAAAAAACAAAGAAAGAUUUGCGAGUAUGUGAGAGAGAAGCAGCAAAAGUUUAUCAGCUAUCACUAGAAGAGCACCUCCAGCCUUUCAAAGACAGCAUGGAGCAAUUCAUUAGUCAAGCUAAAAUAGAUCAAGAAAAUGAAGAGAAAUCACUGACAGAAGCACAUAAAAGCUUUUUGGAAACUACAGUGUAUUUCUGUAUGAAACAAAAAAUGGGAGAGAAAGAGGUAUCCCCACAUUCUUUCUUCAGUAUUUGGCAUGAAUUCAGUUCUGACUUCAAAGACUUCUGGAAGAAGGAAAAUAAACUUAUUCUUCAAGAAAGAGUUAAAGAAGCAGAGGAAGUCUGCAGGCAGAAAAAGGGGAAGUCAAUAUAUAAUAUAAGACCAAAACAUGACUCUGGAAUUAAAGCAAAGAUAAGUAUGAAAAUCUGAGAGAAGAAAUGAAAAAGCCAUUGUUAACCUGGUUACCAAAAC
Molecule: messenger RNA, 4755 nt
Organism: Colius striatus (speckled mousebird)
Lineage: Eukaryota; Metazoa; Chordata; Aves; Coliiformes; Coliidae
Gene: FMN2
Product: formin 2
Exons: 19
Coding region: 1-4713 (1570 amino acids)
Biological process (GO): intracellular signal transduction; intracellular transport
Cellular component (GO): endoplasmic reticulum membrane; nucleus; cytoplasm
Source: RefSeq, a predicted model, not a curated record